Messenger RNA from Beta vulgaris subsp. vulgaris (sugar beet), 1095 nucleotides. Its product is annotated as protein FAR1-RELATED SEQUENCE 9-like. The transcript has 2 exons. Bases 1 to 1095 code for a protein of 364 amino acids. Gene Ontology annotation, biological process: regulation of DNA-templated transcription. Lineage: Eukaryota; Viridiplantae; Streptophyta; Magnoliopsida; Caryophyllales; Amaranthaceae. The record is from RefSeq and is a predicted model, not a curated record.
AUGUGUAGAACAACGAAGUUUCUUGAGAAACUGAAUGCUGUUGUUUGGGAUAGAGACCUUGAGCCAGAUGAAUUUGACAAAGGGUGGAAUUCUGUGAUGCGUGAAUUUGGCUUAGAAGAUGAUGGGUGGUUUACUGAUAUGUUUAACAUAAGACAUAUGUGGAUCCCUUCUUACUUUCGAAAUCUUUUCAUGGGUGGUAUUUUGAGGUCCACACAGAUUUCAGAGUCUGAGAACAACUUUUUCACUUUGUUUACAAAUGCAAAUCUUCUUCUAGUUGAGUUAUGGUUUCGGAUAGAAUCAGCUAUGGAUGCUCAAAGACAUGCCCAAAACAAACUCAACUCAGAUUCUAAGAAUUCCAUGCCUCGUCUUAUUACUCCUCUUCCUUUAGAGAAGCAUGCAUCUCUUGUUUACACACACAAUAUGUUCUACAAAUUUCAGAGGGAGUUUCAAAAUGCAAUUUUUAAUUGUGGGGUUUACAAAGUACAAAUAGAGGAAGCUGUUGAGGAGUUUGAAGUUGCAGAUAAUACAAGGAAGAAAACAUAUCAUAUGUUUGAAUCCAUGGGAAUAUUAUGUCGGCAUGUGCUUUUUGUGAUAAAAGGGAAGUUUUUGACUGAAAUUCCAGAGCAACAUAUAUUGCAUCGGUGGACUAAAGAUGUUUCAAAAAAGCCCAUUUUCGACUUUUGUGAGGACUUUGAUGGUAUAGAAAUAAAUAAGAAGAAAAAAGUUGUUGGGGAUCUUUGGUCGAAAUUCUUCUCAUGUGUAAGCCUUGUUGAAAAUAACACAGACCAUCUUGAGUUAUUAUUGGAAAGGUUAUCUGCUUUUGAGGAGGAAAUGAAACCUGGAAAAGAAAAUGUUGAGCAACAAUCUAAAGACAAGCAUAUUGAGUUGUUCGUUGGUUCUAAUAUAGUAUCAGGUGGUAUACUUCCUCCAAACAAGUCUUCAAACAAAGGAAGUGGUACGGGAAAGAGAAAGAAAAGUGAUCAAGAGAUAGCCAUUGAAGCAAGCAACAAAAAGGAGAGACUGUGUAGAUCAUGUGGUCAACUUUCAACUCAUGAUAGUCGUAAUUGUCCUGAUAAAAAGAAAAACCUAGAAUGA